Pogoniulus pusillus (Red-fronted tinkerbird) is the source of this 6199-nucleotide messenger RNA. It is a transcript of the gene CA5A, whose product is annotated as carbonic anhydrase 5A. The transcript has 7 exons. The record is from RefSeq and is a predicted model, not a curated record. NCBI's taxonomy places the organism in Eukaryota, Metazoa, Chordata, Aves, Piciformes, Lybiidae. The coding region runs from base 155 to 1327 and encodes 390 amino acids. Gene Ontology annotation, cellular component: mitochondrion. Gene Ontology annotation, molecular function: carbonate dehydratase activity; zinc ion binding.
AGGGGCAUCCACGUUUCGGUGGGAGAGGGAUCACGCUCCACCCCACCUGCAGCUGGGAGAAACCAAACCUCCUGCUUGAGCAAAACGAACCAGACAAGCCACUGCUGAUCCCCUAAGUGCAUGAACAAGCUUCGAGUCUACCAGUCUGAGGGGAAUGGCAUUUCUGGUGCGAGACGAGCGCUGGCUCUCUCCCGACCAUAGGCACCCCGAGGGAAGCGUGGUCUCUCGCUGCAGGGCAUCACCCCAGGCUAAGGGCUGGCCUCGGCCCGUCUCUGAGGGAGAGCUGCCGGCACUGCCCCUGGCUCGCUCGCCACAGGGAGCCGCGGCAGUGGCGGGAGGGGCCGUGCCGGAAGGGGCCGUGCCGCGCCGGGCGGUGCUGUCCCGCGGCGCCGCCGGCUCCUGCGCGAUGCUGCUGCCGCUGCUGCUCCGCCGGGCUCGGGUGGCCGCUGUCUCCCGGCGGGGGACACGACAGUGCAGCCUGGGCACCUGCUGCUCCUACCGCCUACGAGACGCCCUGCAUCCCCUUUGGCAGAGUCCGCUUACGAUUCCAGGGGGCACCAGGCAGUCUCCUAUCAAUAUCAAGUGGAGGGACAGCGUUUAUGACCCCUUUCUGAAGCCUCUGAAAAUCAGCUACGACCCAACGACGUGUCUGCACAUCUGGAACAAUGGAUAUUCGUUCCUGGUUGAGUUUGAUGAUUCUACUGAUAGAUCAAUAAUUGUUGGAGGUCCCUUGGAAAACCAAUACAGGCUAAAGCAGUUCCACUUCCACUGGGGAGCUAUAAACGACUGGGGUUCAGAGCACACAGUUGACAAUAAAUUUUAUCCAGCAGAGUUGCAUUUAGUACACUGGAAUGCUGUUGUGUACCCAACUUUUGAAGAAGCUGUAAUGGAAGGCAAUGGCUUGGCUGUUAUUGGAGUGUUUUUAAAGCUGGGAGCACACCACCAAGGGCUGCAGACGUUGGUUGAUGCCUUGCCAGCAAUUAAACACAAAGAUGCUGUCAUUGAGUUUGAUGUCUUUGAUCCUACCUGCUUGAUACCUUCAUGCCCUGAUUACUGGACCUAUGCAGGCUCUUUGACUACUCCCCCACUUACUGAAUCGGUCACAUGGAUCAUUAAGAAGAAGCCAAUAGAGGUUGAUGAGAAUCAGCUGGAGGCAUUUCGGAUGCUGCUCUUCACUUCAGAUGGUGAAGAAGAGAAGAGAAUGGUAGACAACUUCCGCCCUCUCCAGCCGCUCAUGAACCGAACCGUCCGCUCGUCCUUCCAAAGCAGGCAUCUCUUGAACACUCAAGUGCAGCCCAAGGACCGUGCUGAGCAGUUCAGGCCCUAGCUGGCCCACGAAAUGUCAGUCCAGACUGUGGUACCUGGAUAAGUGAUGUUCUUUUUUCAGCCAUUUUCCCUCUCCUGCAGUGUCUGUGUCUGCUGUACCAUUUUGCAGCCAGUCUCAGUUCUGCAAAGUGCUCUUUCACCUUCAGUAGAGAAGCUGUAAGGUUUCUUAGAUUUGCUUUUCUUAAGAAGUAAAUAAUAUUAACCCUUAACAAAUUGACUUACCCCAAAGCAGGGACCAAUAAGGAAUUAUUUUGGCAGUUAAAAGGAAAAUAAGGCAGGAAAUCUUUCCCCUUUCCACUUUUCUGAUUUGUUCUGUGUUUUUUCAAAUGCCCUUUCAGUGACCUGCAUGAAUUAAUAAUCCUAACUAGAAACAUGUUAGCAAGCAGCUGGUGUAAAGAAGUAUAAAGCAUUCAUGCUGAUCAGGUCCUUUUGUGGAAUUGGUUCAGAGGUUUGGGAAGAGAAUGAACCUCUCUAGUCACAUAUACAGGGAUAUUUUGUCUUCUUUAUUUUCUUGGUGCUUAAGAUAACAGGAAAAGGGAAAAAAUUACUUGGAGACUACCCUUUUGUCAUUCUCUUGAUGUUUGAAGUGGAUGCUGCAUAAUGUCCACUCUACACUGCAAGCCAGGAGACUUUUUCUAAACCAUUAUACUAAAUGUAGAUAACUUCUUUCUUUGGCAGAUUUUACUGUCCUGUAUCAAUAAUGUAGCAGGAGGAGAGGGCAGGAGAGAAUUCUCUGGUAUCUCAAGAUUGGUAAGAACAGCAAAUUGGGUGAAAGUGCCCAAUUGAUCCCAGGAAACUGAUCACAUCAAAGGAAUGCAAAAAAUAGAUAAACCUCAGCUGCCCCUUCCAGUGGGAUUUUGAGGUGGGGAAAAGAUCCAAAAGAAAACCAGUUUCUGUAAGCUGAUCCAGGGCUCGCAGCGUGUGGACAAAAUGCAGCAUCCAGCUACUUGAAAGGCAUUUUUCCAGUCAAAGAGCACCAAUUUCAUCACAGUUUUGUCUUCAGAUAUACCUUCCUUUUAUAAAAUGGGGUUUGAAGCUUCAGGACAACUGGAGACCAGCCUGUGUUUAUAGCACCUUAAGGUAAUGAAAUGAAGUGGUGGUUGACAUUUUUUUGUGGACCAGAGUUGUUGUUUAAGCUGCCAGCCGCGGAGCCUUAUCCUAGCGUUGCAGUCCAAUUGCCACAAGUAUUAUCUACCUCUGAAGCAUACUGCUACUUAGCCUACUGGCCGUGAUUGCCUCUCAAGCACCUUUUUCACUGGCUUUUUGUCCUUUAUUGUAUUUAACAGUGCAUGAAAUUCGUGUGCCGAAUGUACGGUCAGACUUUCUGAUGAGGAGCAGGUCUAAACUCGAGAUGUGCUCUUGAUUGAUGGUAUUUAAGGAGCCUUCCGGGAGAACAGAUGUUACUUGGUCUGUUCCUGCCAGUGAGGGAAGUCGCUGAUUGCUGGUGUGAUUCAUUGUGCGUGAAGCCAGCACAGAGCUUGUCAAUACUAUAUUGAAACAUCUUAGAAUCUAUUCUUGUCUUGUUAAAGUCUCAAAUGUUCAGUUUAAAAGCACUUUAACACUUUUUUAGUGUGACCCUGAUGAUUUUAAGACUUCUGAAUAUUCUUACUUAACCAAGUAAGUGCCCAGGUCCUGCCUUUGCUUCCUUAAUAGCUUCUACCUCAGGCUAUUGUUAUGCUGCAGCAGCUGUGCCUUUCUCCCUUGGCAAGUUGGAAUGUGGCCACUUAACCUUCGACUGACUCUGGUAAGAAACUCUCUCUUCUGCCCCACAGCAGUGGACCAAUUUUUACACUGAUUUUUCAGCCUGGCAGUAUAGAUCUUCAGUUUCGUAUUGCCUCUCCCAGACCCUUACUGCUCAGUUGAAUUUACAUCUUGGUUGAACUCUGAGAACAGUAUUAUCUCUACCAACUUGGUUGCACUUUAUGAUCUCAGUUGAGCUAUAUAGUCUUUGGCAUCAUCAGCCAGACUUUUUACUGUGUUCCUGGUCUGCAGAACCACAUCAGUGCUGCUUUUGCCAGAGUGUGACAGGUUCCAGAAGAAUUUUGGAUUCUUCUGAGGAUGACCCCACAGAAGGAUGGCAGUGAUGCAGACUGGCAUGUAUCUUGUCUGUCUUUGAGCUCUUUGAUAUUAUUAGCAGUUAGGAAGAACUGUAGUAUAAAGUCAUCCUAGUGUUGCCUUUGCAUUUAAAAGUGUAGGUAACUUGGCACUGAGCUAGCUGUAGGUAGCCCACAUCAAUAUUCCUGUCAUAUAUGACUGGGUCUCUUAAACUCAAUGGGUUUUUUUAGUUGACUUGCUGAUUCUCACCAAGUUCUUGUGUACCUCUGAUUCACAGAGCUUGUUUCACCCUGCAGUAAAGCUCUCCUAGCAGACUGAAGUGCAAAAUACAUAUUUUCUUCACAGAGAACUACUGUGGUAUAAACAUUUAAUCUCUGGAUUAAUUGCUCAUCAUCAUGCAUCCAUCAGAGAUGAUGCUGACUGUUCUAUUCUCAGCAAUCCACUUUAAAUUCUCAUCAAGAUUUACUUUGUGCAUGUAUUAUCAUGGAAGUUUUGUUAGAGAAUAGAUGUAUUAUCAGUCAUACAGUUAACUGUACUCCAUGCAUAUUUAGAUAAGAUCACAUCUAAGUAUACUGAUAUAAAAUUAAUCAAUUUAGAUAUCAACAGUCAUUGUUUCAACUGUCUGGAAACAGAGUCAAUAUAAAUUACUGUGCUACAGAAGAAGCUUUAGAGGGGUUUUUCUGUUACAGUUAUUGUGAUGCUUUGAUGUGUGUUAGUGUUUUAGCAUCUCUGGUAAAAGCAGGCAAUGUCCCAGUUGCAGGGUGGAUUGCUGUUGAAUUUGUCUAGAAAUGAACAAAAAGGGGGAUUUUGUUUGGGUUUUUUGGUGGCUUUUUUGAAGCUUUUGUGCUACAACUUUUUGCCUUGCAAAAGAUAACUUUGAGAAUUCUAUAUGCCUAUGUGUAUGUAAAACAGGAGCUGAGGUCUAACUUCUUUUGCCUUAUUCUCUCAUUUGCUUGGCAAGGGAGAAACAACUGUCAGAUGAGUUCUAAUAUCUGUAAUGAUUUUGCACAAUUAAGUUGAACUCGCUUUGAAAGGUGUCUGCACAGGAAUCUUUAGGCUCUUUUAAGAUUGGAGCCAGGCUCUUCUUGGUGAUGCCAGAUGACAGGACAAAGGGCAGUGAGUGGAAGUUGAGGCAUAGGAAGUUUUGUGUAAACACGAGGAGGAAUAUUUUCACUGUGAGGGUGACAGAACACUGGAACAGGCUGCCCAGGGGAGUUGUGGAGUCUCCCUCUUUAGAGAGAUUCAAAACCCAUCUGGAUGUGUUCUGGUGUGAUCUGGUAUAAGAGGUCUUGCUCUGUCAGCGGGGUUGGACUGGAUGAGCUUUUGAGGUCCCUUCCAGGCUCUGACAUUCUGUGAUUCUAUGGCACAAUACAGAAGGGUCAAAGCACAUGUUUAUAUUUGUUCUUGCUUAGUGAUCACUUCUGUCACUACUACACUGGGAGAGUUCUAGGAGAUAAGACUGAAAAAGAAAUCAUUUUGAUGACAGCUCACUGAAAAAAGGAGGAGAAGGAUCUGGAGCAUAGAUCUGGAUCCAUGUUGGUCUAAAUCUCAGCUGCCUAUCAGUGUUUCUGUUAAUUGGUGCCCUUAUCAGAAGUCUUGUUCUUGGUGACUUCAUAUCUGGAACAACUUCAUCUGGUGUUUGAAUGGUUGAUGCCUGUUCCUGAAUUCCUCACUUUGACACCAGUGCGCUUCGGGUGUUUCCCUACCAUCUAUACCUGACCAGAUAUCCCAGCAUGGUGAAAGUUGGAAGGGACCUUUGGGAAUCAUCUAGUCCAACCCCCUUGCUUUAGCAGGGGCACCCACAGCAAGUUGCCCAGGAUCACAAUGUCCAGGAAGCUUUUGAAUCUCUCCAGAGAAGACUCCACAACUUCUUUGGGCAGUCUGCCCCAGGGUUCUGGCACACUCACAGCAAAGAAGUUUCUUCUGCUGUUCAGAUGGAACCUCCUGGGUUCUAGUUUGUGCCCAUUGUCCUGUUGUGGGUACCACUGUUUAAGAGUCUGGCCCCAUCCUCUUGCCCCUCACCCUUUAGCUCUUGCUGGGCAUUGAGCAGAUCCCCUCUCAGUCUGCUCUUCUCCAGGCUGAACAGCCCUUGGUCUCUCAACCUUUGCUCCUCAUAGAGUUGCUUCAGUCCUCUCAGCAUCUUUGCAGCCUCUGCUGGACUCUCUCCAGUAAUCCCUUGUCUGUCUUGAACUGGGGAGCCCUGAAGGACCCAGUAUUCAAACUCUGAUCUUACUAGGGCAGAGUAGAAGAGGAGAACUGCUCCUGAACUCCUAGCCACGUUCUUCUUAAGGCACCCACUUGUUUGUCCUCUGUCAUGAGUGGCUUGCAUCAGUGGUUUUACCCCAAGUCUGACAGGAGUGUAGCUUUUGGCUUUGUGAACUGUAGAAAUGGAGUUUGCUUUCAUAUCACAAAAAUCUGCUGGGGUUUAGAGUACUGGAGUUCUGCAGGCCUUACUUUUGAGGAAGGGUCCCUUUUUAUGCUCAACUUUACAGCCAGUGGUAUUUGCUUGAAAAAUUGAACUACUUAUUUUUUAAUGCCUUGCCUUGUAUUUCUUGGCACAUCUUUGGGUUGGGUUGGUUUGGGGUGGUUAUUUUUUAUCUUCGUGCAUCUUCUUUUUGUGGCUGUUACUACAUUGUGUAUUUUAAUGGAUGUUAUCUGCCUAAUCAUUUAUUGAAUUGUCUUUGCAGACAACAUAUGUAACAGGGAAUGCCUUUCCUUCUCUUUUCAUCCAGGCCUUUUCCCUCAGUUCUUACCUGCUGUAAAGAAACUUCUAGCUAAUGUUACAUUAGUGACUGUGCAAUAAAGACCCGCAGAGGAA